AUGGAUCACAGGCUGUCCAGAGGCAGCUGGGUACCGGUGACUGGGCUGGUUGUCUGUCUGCUUCUGUGCGCGUGUGUCGUGGACCUGGUUCUUGCGCAAAUUCGGUAUUCCAUUCCCGAAGAGCUGGAGCACGGAGCUUUUGUGGGCAACAUCGCCGAAGACCUGGGCUUGGAUGUGGCCAAGUUGUCAGCCCGUCGGUUUCGUAUAGUCUCCGGCGCAAAGAGGCAGUAUCUAGAAGUGAACUUGGAGAACGGCAUUCUCUUCGUCAACGAAAAGAUGGACAGAGAGGAGCUGUGCGAACGAAGCCCAAGUUGUUUUUUACACCUACAAGUGGUUAUUGAAAACCCAUUAGAACUGUACAGAGUGGAAGUGGAGAUUUUAGACGUGAAUGACAACUCCCCCAGUUUCCCAUGGAGCGAGUUCAAUCUGGACAUCACAGAGUCGGCUGCGCCCGGCUCCUGUUUCCCGUUGGAGAGCGCACAGGACCAGGACGUGGGCACCAACUCUCUGCGCUCCUACCAGCUGAGCGCAAACGAGCACUUCGUCCUGAACAUCCAGACGCGCAACGAUGGAAGCAAGUUUGCUGAGCUCGUGCUGGACACCCCCUUGGACAGGGAGCAGCAGAAACGGCACGAAAUGGUCCUGACUGCCUUUGACGGGGGGUCUCCGGAACGCUCCGGCACAGCACUGAUAACGAUCACAGUGUUGGACGCAAACGACAACGUGCCCGUGUUUGACCGCUCCGUUUACCGUGCCAGUCUGGUGGAGAACGCACCGAGGGGGACGCUGGUGCUGAAGCUGAACGCCACAGACCUGGACGAGGGCUCCAACGGAGAGGUGACCUACGCGUUCAGCGGGCACGCGCCACUCAAGGUGCGGGAGCUGUUCAGCGUGGACCCGUACACGGGUGAAGUCAGAGUGAAGGGCAUUGUGGACUAUGAGAAAGCCAGUGUGUAUGAGCUGUAUGUGCAAGCGAAAGACAGGGGCCCCUCGGCUGUGGCUGUCCACAGCAAAGUGCUGGUAGACAUCCUGGAUGUGAAUGACAACGCGCCCGAAGUCAUCCUCACAUCGGUGUCCACUCCUGUCCAGGAAGACGCGCCACCGGGCACUGUGAUAGCUGUCAUCAGUGUUAUGGACCGGGACUCGGGAGAGAACGGAAACGUUGACUGCCAAAUUCCGAGCAACGUCCCAUUUCAGCUUCAUUCAUCUUUUAAAAACUACUAUACUCUGGUGACAAGCGAGUUUCUGGACAGGGAAGCGGUGUCCGAGUACAACAUCACCCUAACAGCCCGAGACUUGGGCUCUCCUUCGCUCUCCACCAGGAAAACAAUCCUCGUUCAAGUGUCUGACAUUAAUGACAACCCCCCGCGGUUCUCCCAGCCUUCAUACACGGUGUAUGUGACCGAGAAUAAUGCCCCGGGCGCUUCCAUUUGCUCUGUAACUGCAUUCGACCCCGAUUCCAACCAGAACGCGUAUCUGUCUUAUUCUAUUCUCGAGGGUCAGAUCCAGGGCAUGCCCGUGUCCACUUAUGUCUCAAUCAACUCCGACAACGGUAACAUCUACGCACUGCGCUCUUUUGAUUAUGAACAACUUAGAAACUUUCAGAUUCUGGUCCAGGCGCAGGACGCUGGUUUCCCCCCUCUAGCCAGCAAUAUCACAGUCAACGUCUUUGUCUUGGACCAGAACGACAAUGCCCCCGUUAUCGUUUCCCCGCUUCCCAAAAACGGCACAGUGGCAACAGAGGUGGUCCCGCGGUCAGUGGACGCCGGGUAUCUGGUGACCAAAAUCACAGCGUUAGACGCGGACGCGGGGCAGAACUCCCGGCUGUCCUAUCAGGUGUUGCAGGCUACAGACCCGGGGCUGUUCAGCGUGGCUCUGUACACGGGCGAAAUCAGGACUAUUCGCAGGCUCGUUGAAAGAGAUGCAACAAGGCAAAGACUGGUCAUACUAGUCAAGGACAACGGACAGCCGCCGCUCUCAGCCACCGUCUCCAUUGUCCUCACAGUGGUCGACAGCGUGCCAGAGUCCCUGUCAGAUUUCGGAGACCUCACUCUCAGCCCACAGCCACCCUCAAACCUCGCUCUCUACUUGAUCGUGUCACUGAGCACGAUCUCUUUAAUAUUCCUCGUGGCUAUAAUCGUGCUCGCUGCAGUGAAGUGCUACAAGGACAGGGAGACCAUCAGUGGGUACAACCUCCCCCCGUUCGCCUGCUGCUGUUGCGGCGGGUUUCAGCCCGAUCCGCCUCCGGAGGUGUUCAAAAAAUCCAACCUCAACCUGCAGAUUUCAUCCGCGGCCAAAGUGCAAACGAACUGUAUGGAGGUGAACGGGAACGGCAGUCUGUCUCAGUCAUAUUGUUAUAAAGUGUGCCUGACUCCAGAAUCUGCCAAAAGUGACUUCAUGUUCCUGAAGCCGUGCAGCCCCGGGAGCGCGCCGCGGAACAACGAGGCGAAGAGCGCGGAGAGCUCGUGGACCGCGCACAGCCGAAGCGCAUCUGUGAACAAUGGAGCAACUACUCCAAACGAGCUGAAGCAGCCAAAUACAGACUGGACGCUUACAAAGAAUCAGAACUCCUCCAUCAAAAGUUAUAACUCCAUCAACAUGGAUGGCACCCUCAUGCGCAAGGCCAUGCAUGCUGACCCAGAAAACUACGUCACGUCCAUGGGGCCUGGACAAUACUGGACCUGGGGUACUCAUAUGAGAGGGGUGAAAGACUAUAAGAUGUCUCCUUCGACCAGUGGGGUCCCCUCUCGCCCCUGGACUCCUCGCUGCACACCUCCUCCCCAACAGCAGCAGCCAUCAAUCCCACCCCACCCUCACCCACACCCACACCCACACCCACACCCACACCCACACCCUCACCCACACCCACACCCACCACCUGACUACCACCACAAUGUGUACAUCCCUGGGACACCAUCAGGCUUUUGCACCCUGAGGCCCGCAGUACAGAAAAGCGAGCUGGACGUCCACAAUUCCUUCUCCACAUUUGGCAAGAGGCGACGGCUUCAGAUGUCCCCCCAGGGAGAGGCUGCGAUUAUAAAUAAUGACCUGUACAAUGACUGACUUUUCAACGACUGUCUGAAGGGAUAAUUAAAAUGACAUAUAACCUCAUAUGAAAACAGAGGAAGAGAACAUUCAGCUCAUAUAUUAAUGAACGUAUAAUUUACAAGUUGUAUUAAAAAUACACAU
Messenger RNA from Anoplopoma fimbria (sablefish), 3189 nucleotides. RefSeq lists its product as uncharacterized. Lineage: Eukaryota; Metazoa; Chordata; Actinopteri; Perciformes; Anoplopomatidae. The record is from RefSeq and is a predicted model, not a curated record. Gene Ontology annotation, cellular component: plasma membrane. Gene Ontology annotation, molecular function: calcium ion binding. Bases 1 to 3063 code for a protein of 1020 amino acids. The transcript has 4 exons. Gene Ontology annotation, biological process: homophilic cell-cell adhesion.